GGGCCCUCAAGGAGCUCCUGCGCACCAAGGACCUGCGCGGCCUCGAGCCCAGCCACCUGGGAUCGCGCGCGCACGAGCGGGCCAAGAUUCUCGAGUGCGACAUCACUUGUCGGGACGUCCUGCACUUGGCGCCGCCAGGCCAGCGCGAGAUGCCAGCCGACCCGGAGAAGCGCAUCCUCCGCGACAGCGCCGACCUCGAGCGCGCGAACCAGGAGGAGCUGCCGUUCUCGCCCGACUGGGAUCCGACGUUGCGCCUCUCCAGGAAGGAGCGCUUCCGUCUGCUCUCAAGCACUGUUGCGGCGCUCAGCUCCCUCGACCUCUCGGACAGCUCGGUCGGCCCCAGCGAGCCGCUCGACGUCUGCGCGGCCUCGGUCGACUUGUGCCGCGGCCACUGCCAGUUCCCCAACCGCAAGCUGGGCUCGCUGUUUGGAGUCGACUUCGCCGAGCAGGCCGACGUCUGGGGAGUCAGCGAGAUCUUCCUCGCGGAACAGGAGUGCUUCGUCGGGGCGGGCCCCGACGAGAUGCAUUUCCCGGUCUUCGAUGGGCUGCCGAUGGGGUGGUCGCGGGCGCCGCAGCCCGGACUGGCCUUCCGGCUGCAGUGCGUCAAGAACGCCAACGUCGUCGGGCUCAGCCGGGUCGCCACGCAGCGCGCCCCGGACGCCAUCAAGGGCGACCUUGACGGGAGCGGCCUCCACUACCGCGAGGAGAACGCGCCCGCCGAGUCGCUCGAGCUCCUGGGUGUUGAGGUGGUGCUGGUGGGCCACGUCGUGCACCGCUGCCAGCUGCUGCGCUUCGGGCUUUCGACGCUCGACAAGGCGUGGUCCUUCAUGGUGGAGUUCGGCGGCAGGCAGGCUCCGCUGUGGGCUUCCGUUCGAUGGGAGCUGGAGGUCUCGCCCUGGCUCCUCUUCCUGGCCGAGGCCCGCCUCGGCGCAGAGCCCGCCAGCGUCGCCUUCUGCGGGGGCUCGUCCGCCGUCGGGCACGCGCUGCACGUCGCCUCCGUUUCUGGACCAGAGUUUCGAGCCGUGGCGCGCUAUGCCGGGAGCGGCGGCGCUUCGACGCCGUGGAGCGGAGCGACGAUUGCUGGGGCCCCGCGGGGCCGGACCCCAGCGGGCCCCUCGGCCGAGGGCCUCGUGACCUGGGCGGCGGCCCCCGCUCGCUGCCGACCGUGGCGCGACAUCGAGUCGGUCGCGCGCGCGGCUGAGGAGGCGGGGGCCCCGCCGCUGCCGGACGCGCCGCAGGCGAGAGGGCGCUGGGCCAUGGUCAUCAAGGGCUCGUGGCAGCACGACGGAGUCAUCCACGAGAUGGAGGGCCGCGCGCUGCUCAUGGGCCUGGUCCGCGCCUCGAGGCGCGCCCCGCUACGUUGGGGGCGAGUCCUCUCGAUCGGGGGCAACCUGUCCAGCAUCUGCAGCUUCGAGAAGGGGCGCUCGUCCAGCUUCGCCCUGCAGCGGCAUUGCCCGCGAGCUGGAGCCUUGUCCAUCGGCUGCAAGCUCGAUUGGUUUCUGCG
Molecule: messenger RNA, 1504 nt
Organism: Prorocentrum cordatum
Lineage: Eukaryota; Dinophyceae; Prorocentrales; Prorocentraceae
Source: the annotation of a GenBank genome assembly